AGUCCUACGGAAUUCGCUCGCGGUGCGCCCGUGUCGCAACCAACUGCGUAGCCUGUGUGGCUGAACGACGUUCGAAGUGUAUUCGAUUUUCAAAUGUAAAUAAAAAAAGAACUGUUGUUUAAAAAAUACUAGUGGUUUACACAUCGACUGAUUUUGAAUGCGGAAUUUGAAUUAGAUGACACAAACAUGUGAUGAGCAACAGAACUAGUCAACGUUCUUCACCGCAGCUGAUCUGAGAAAAAACAAACGUUCGAUUUUCGAAAAUUCAAUAUGGCAACGCCCACAAUAAUGACACUCGCCCCGAUAUUAUUAUCAGAUGACGAAAUUAGCAAUUCAACUGAAGUGGCACCACUCAGACAUGACCCAAAAAUGAUGUUUACAGUUAUAAAAGUGGUAUACGCCAUUGGGAUUGUGGGGAACGCCACUGCGAUUAUUGCUUUGCGUUGGGGAGAGAGGAGAGUCAGAAAUAGAAAGCAUCUCUUACUUCUGACAUCUUUGGCUGCUAAUGAUUUGGUCGCUUUGGUUGGCAUGAUGUGCGCGAUGGUUGUAGCCGAACAUGUCCCUGGAGCGAAGAACACGCAACUCUACUGCGCCGCCAGAGUCGUACUCAGGGUGUUCGGCAUCGGCAGCGUCUGCAUAGCUGUCACUAUGGCCUUAGAACGGUACCUGGCGCUCACUAGACCGUUCCUGUAUCAGAAGCAAGUGACGUACUUCGUCAUCCGCCUGGCACUGCUUGUGUCCUGGUUCUGGGCAGCGGUGAUGACCUGCGCGCCUAUAUUCGGUCUGGGCCUAUACUAUGAUGAGGAGAAAGGACAGUGUACUAGAUACCGAAACGCGGUCAACUCCGUCGACUUCGCUUAUGCUGUCUUUUACGUGGUUUUUGGUACAUUACUCUGCGUAAUUCUGGUGUAUUGCAACCUGGCUGUCAUCCAAGCUCUAUACGCCAUCACGGCACCAAGAGCGGGUGGCCAGCCAGUAGUUCGACGAGUCUCCCGCAGCUCAUGUCGUCAAAGGAGCAUGAACUCUGGAAGCAAGCCCAGCUUGAAUCACAAUCCGGCAACAGCCGAAGAAGUUGCUUUUAGCAGACUGAUGGCAACCCUGUCUGUGCUAUUUAUGAUAUGCUGGCUUCCGCAGAUGAUCACCUCUGCACUGUACCUAGGAUUGGGCCAGAAAUAUUGGGGGAAACUGGCCACUCUAGCUAAUCUAUCAGAUAUGUUGAUGCUUCUCAACUACGUCCUCAAUCCUAUACUUUACGUUCUUAUGAGACAACGGCGCACCAUCUAUCAUACCAUAGCGCAUUGCUUCAAAGGGAGCCAUAAAACGUCAACCGAGUCGAUGACGUUGAAGAACUCGUGUUGCCCCCAGGAGACGUUCGUGGUGAGCGACAGUUCUGGGGCCGAGAUGAAACCUCUGCGGAGUCUACCACCGCCCCCGUACAACAACACGCCGCUCGUUAAGAUCGAAGACUGACGCGGGGGGAGAUGCGUCAUGCGUGGUAGAAGGUCGACAGUAAUCAAUGUACCACCGGUAUCGAAAUAACGAACGAUCCGUGAACUCGACUUGAGCACGUGGGUUUAGUUCUAAUGUACUGCUCAAUUCUACGAUAUAUAAACUGACUAGUUGUUCAUAGUAUAACAUGACGAAAUCGAGAAACUUUGUCUACAUGCAAAUGUCACAUUUCACGGGUUAUUGGUAAUGUGAGCAUGACAAACUCAAUAAUGAAAAUGAAAAUGAAAAUGAAUUUAUUGCGACAUUACCAGAACAUAUUAAUGAAACAAUAAUAUUCACUGUCUUCUAUUAUUGCCAUAACCCGUUUAGUUUCUCGAUCUACAACCGAUUUUCUUCCGUCAUGCUUUGCGUGUUGGUUAUAUACACAAUACAAAACUGACAAAGUUAGUAUAAUCUAUUUUGACAGUAAAAUCUAUUUCGGAAAAUCAUUUUGUUUAUUUAACCUUUUGUAUCGUUGUGUGUCUUUUUAGGAAGUCCAAUUAAACAAUUGAAAAUUAGGGAAUGUUUUAAAAAAUUGAGUAACUUUCAAACCUUAAUAAAACUAAUUUCUUCGUCUAUUUCUACAUCAUUAUGUUAAUAAUACAAUAACAAAAAUGUAAUACUAGUGGGAAAACGAAAGUAAUAUAUUUUUAUAGUCAAAUAAAAUAAACUUUAUUAGUCAUCGUAGAAAUGAGCAGCAGGACCACAAAAAGUAUCUUGUGGCACAUCUGUUUUAUAAUCUUUGUCGACCACUCUGUGGCAAUGUAAUCUAUGAUAUUUUGUAUUUUGUAAGUGGCACUUCAACAUCAAAUAGUCUGAAAGUAAACUCAUAACUGUGAACACGUUUAUUUACCGAUCCUUCGUAUAAAUAGAGUCAGAUAGUAAACUUCAUUUCGGUAAAGUGGUGACCCCGACGUGAUCCAAUCGCGCACCCAAAAAUAUAAUUUAUUCGUAAAAAAACAAAUAAUAUAAAACAGAUGUGCCACAACCUAAUCUAACGUGCAUCAAGAUCUGAAGUUCAACUGCUUUUAUUGUAUUUCCUUUUUAUAUAAGAUCCUACAUAAAAGCAAUUUGUAUUUUAAGAACGAGACCAUUUUAUAGAAAAAAAAAAAACAUUUUUCGCAAGUUUUAAUUUUCGUUCGUGUUGAAAGAUAAAUUUGACCGCUUGAACUUAUGGAUAAUAAAGAACUUGGAUGACAAACCUCUUUAAGUAAAUUAAGCAAUCCCCUCGUGUUAUGGACUCAAUUGUCUUGACAAAAACUUUGGCCCGACAUAAUGUUCAGAAUCGGAGGAUGAAACUGAAAUGUGGCCAGGGGAAUUUUUUAUUCAAAUGCAACCCUCAUUUCAGUUUCAGCUCGAUUAUUUUGUCUACAAAAUCUAUGGUCCAGGAAAAUAAUAGAAAAAAAAUAGCUUGUUUUUUAAAUAAUAUUUUAUUUGUCAAUGUUUAUUUAUAGUUAAUUUUUAUAAUAUGUGGGAUCUUAUUUAAAACAGUAAACUCCGUCCACUAGUCAAAUUGUUAAAAUAUACCAAAUAAUUACACAAUAAUUUCGAAUUUUGUAUAUAAGUCAUAAUUGAUGAUGAGAAAUUAUAUUCCGCUGAAAAACUAUAACAUAUAAAAUCACUUCAUUAAAUUUAUCUUUUUAAAUAAAAAUAAUGAAAGUGACUUAUGUGUAAGUACUUAAGUACAUUAGUGUAAAUAAUAUAAUACAUAGUGUAGAAAACAAUAUCUAGUUGUAAGUGCUCUGCAGUGCUACAGAGCGAUUCAGUAAAAAUCUGAACCCGAAUUAGGAUUCACGUCAUUUAGAAAAGAAAUCCUAUUGAUUCCAUUUUAGUAUUAAAACACAAAACCUUAUUAAUUAUAUGUGUCUCAGAUAUUCUAUUCCUAUUCGGAUAUGGAUUUUUACAGAAACGC
This is a messenger RNA of Diatraea saccharalis (sugarcane borer), 3400 nucleotides long. NCBI's taxonomy places the organism in Eukaryota, Metazoa, Arthropoda, Insecta, Lepidoptera, Crambidae. The record is from the annotation of a GenBank genome assembly.